Larimichthys crocea (large yellow croaker) is the source of this 616-nucleotide messenger RNA. RefSeq names its product late endosomal/lysosomal adaptor, MAPK and MTOR activator 5 (gene lamtor5). Gene Ontology annotation, biological process: positive regulation of TORC1 signaling; negative regulation of apoptotic process; cellular response to amino acid stimulus. Gene Ontology annotation, cellular component: Ragulator complex; cytoplasm; lysosome. Lineage: Eukaryota; Metazoa; Chordata; Actinopteri; Sciaenidae. Bases 141 to 416 code for a protein of 91 amino acids. The transcript is spliced from 4 exons. The record is from RefSeq and is a predicted model, not a curated record. Gene Ontology annotation, molecular function: guanyl-nucleotide exchange factor activity.
CGUGCAGUUUGGUCCUCACAGCGACCCUCAGUGCACGUGACUGUCACCUGACGCAAGCCGGAAGCUCUGAGGAAGCGACAAUAACAACAAAACUUCAUGCACCAAACUUGAUAUUUACAGUUUAUUAACGAGAGUUAACGAUGGAGUCGACCCUCGAACAGCAUCUCGAUGAUACCAUGAAAAACCCAGCCAUCGUCGGUGUGCUGUGUACGGACCAGCAGGGACACAACCUGGGCUGCCGCGGCUCCCUGUCUGAUGAACACGGCGGCGUUGUGUCAGUUUUAGCCAAACAAGCUGCGGCUCUCAGCAGAGACCUAACAGACUCUCCGACUGUGUGCCUGGAGUCUGAGUCAGGAAACAUUCUGGUGAGGACUCACGGGACCAUCACAGUAGCAGUUCACAAGAUAGCAUCUUGAAGACAACAGGACUCACUGAUGAAUUUUUAUUGUAAAGAACUGUACAUGUAAACACACACACAUAUUUUCACACAGUCUGAAUGAUUUUUGAGAAAGACCUGGAAAUCUGGAAUGUGUCUGUUGUGUUUUCUGUAUAUUCAGUUCUCAUAUUUAAAUCAGAACAUGCUUGCUAACUUUCUGCGUGAGAUUCAUUUGUUAUA